Cladophialophora psammophila CBS 110553 is the source of this 2310-nucleotide messenger RNA. RefSeq lists its product as uncharacterized. Gene Ontology annotation, biological process: xylan catabolic process; arabinan catabolic process. Gene Ontology annotation, cellular component: plant-type cell wall. Gene Ontology annotation, molecular function: xylan 1,4-beta-xylosidase activity; alpha-L-arabinofuranosidase activity. The record is from RefSeq and is a predicted model, not a curated record. NCBI's taxonomy places the organism in Eukaryota, Fungi, Ascomycota, Eurotiomycetes, Chaetothyriales, Herpotrichiellaceae. The transcript has 5 exons. Bases 1 to 2310 code for a protein of 769 amino acids.
AUGGCAGCAACUCUGCUUGGUCUUCUGGCUCUGCUUGCCGUGCCAACGGCGGCAGACUUGUUCCCAGAUUGUGUCCAUGGACCUCUUGCAAACAAUCCAGUCUGUGAUACUUCGGCCUCGGUGGCAGACAGAGCCAGAGCGCUUGUUGGAGCCAUGACUCUUGACGAGAAAUUCAAUUUGACGGGCAACACUUCUCCGGGAGUGCCACGUCUAGGAAUCCACAGCUAUCAAUGGUGGCAGGAGGCGUUGCAUGGCGUUGCGAGUUCUCCAGGUGUGACCUUCAGCCCAAAUGGAGAGUACUCUUAUGCGACUUCCUUCCCACAACCCAUCCUGAUGUCAGCGGCCUUUGACGAUGCAUUAAUUCAUGCCGUCGCGACAGUUAUCAGUACUGAAGCGCGUGCCUUCAACAAUGCCAACAGAAGUGGACUGGACUAUUGGACACCCAAUAUCAAUCCGUACAAAGAUCCUCGUUGGGGCCGGGGCCAGGAGACUCCAGGAGAAGAUCCUUUCCAUCUCAAGUCGUAUGUUGCUUCCCUCAUCAACGGUCUCCAAGGUGGUCACGAUCCAGCGAUCAAGAAGGUGGUAGCCACAUGCAAGCAUUUCGUAGCCUACGACCUGGAGAGCUGGGGGACCACAGACCGAUACAACUUCGAUGCCCAAGUUACUACUCAAGACCUUGCCGAGUACUACAUGCAGCCGUUCCAGACCUGUGCCAGAGAUGCAAAUGUUGGCUCGAUCAUGUGCUCUUACAACGCAUUGAACGGCGUGCCCACUUGCGCUGACCCAUACAUUCUCCAAACCAUCUUGAGGGAGCAUUGGAAUUGGACAGGCGAGGGUCAGUAUGUGACCUCUGAUUGCGACGCAAUUCAGAACAUCUACAUGCCGCACGACUAUACAACAUCUCGAGAACAAGCUGUCGCCGAUGCCUUGAAAGCAGGGACUGAUCUCAACUGUGGUACAUACUAUCAAACACACCUCCCUGGAGCGUAUGAAAGGGGGCUUUUCACCGAAAGCAUCCUAGAUCAGACCUUAGUCCGUCUCUACUCUUCUUUGAUACGCCUAGGGUAUUUUGAUCCGGCAUCCGCCACUCCAUAUCGCUCCCUUGGCUGGAAGAAUGUGUCGACCCCGGCAUCUGAAGCCCUUGCAUUGAAGGCCGCCGAGGAAGGCAUAGUCCUCCUUAAAAAUGACGGCACACUGCCGUUGUCAUUGCCAACAAACAGGAACACUACCAUUGCUCUGUUUGGAGAGUGGGCAAAUGUGACGACGCAGAUGCAAGGAAACUACUAUGGCCAAGCACGGUUCCUUCAUGGACCACUCUAUGCCUUGCAACAGUUGCCUCGCGUCAAUGUUAAGUACACCAGUAGCCAAGGCUACAUUAACUUCCCUACCACGGAUAACUGGGAUGACCUGAUCUUGGCUGCGGAGGAGGGCGACAUCGUGAUCGUUGCAGACGGCAUCAACGAUGACGACGAAAGUGAGAGCUUAGACCGGUACGACAUCAGCUGGGCACCGGGAAAGAUCGAUCUGAUCAACCAGGUUACCGCGCUGGGCAAGCCAGUCAUCCUCCUUCAGAUGGGUGACCAGCUCGACGACACUCCGUUCUUGAAUAACCCCAAUAUCUCAGCUAUCGUGUGGGCAGGGUAUCCCGGCAUGGCGGGGGGUGACGCUCUCAUUAACAUCAUCACGGGCAAGGUAGCCCCGGCGGGAAGACUGCCAGUCACACAGUAUCCUGCCAACUACGUUGACCAGGUAGACAUGACGGACAUGAGCCUGAGACCAAAUGCGUCGUCUGGCAGUCCUGGAAGAACAUACAAAUGGUACGACAACGCGGUCCUUCCGUUCGGAUAUGGCUUGCACUAUACCAACUUCUCUGUGUCGGUGGCCCAGCCAUCGCAGUCAAGUUACAACAUCACCAAGCUGGUAUCGAGCUGCGACCGCUCGACGUACAAGUACCUCGAUCUGUGCCCGUUCAGCACGUUCGAAGUCAACGUCACCAACACGGGAAAAGUGGCGUCAGACUUUGUGACGUUGGGAUUCAUCAGUGGCCAGAAUGGACCUGCGCCAUACCCCAUCAAAGAGCUGGUCGCUUAUCAAAGACUGUUUAAUAUCACGGGACACUCGUGGCAGAGCGCGGCGCUGAAUUUGACGCUGGGCAGUCUUGCUCGGCGCGAUCAAAAUGGAAACCAGAUCUUGUAUCCUGGAGAUUAUGGAUUGCUGGUGGAUGUGCCGACCAAGGCCAUGUUGAACUUCACCUUGACGGGCAGCACAGUGACGCUUGAUCAGUGGCCACAGAGGCCCACGAGUGGAUGA